UCAUAUAGUCAUACCUCACACCCAGUCCCCGCUAACCCCUCUCUCUCUCUCUCUCUCUCUCUCUCUCUCUCUCUCUCUCACGCACAGAGCUAAGAGAAUGCUGGCAAUGAGAGACACCUCUCCGGCAGCAGCAGUGGCAGCCGCCGCGAAAGCAGAGGUUUCUUUGUCAUCUGGGGAAUCAGAGCUAAAUGUGAUGGCAAACAUAUGGAAGGCAAACAAAUGGAAGACCAAGAGCAAGAACACAAAUAGGAAAAGAUUCACCGAUGAGCAAAUCAGGUUACUGGAAUCUAUGUUCGAGACGGAGUCGAGGCCUGAGAUGGAGAUAAAAUACAAGUUGGCUAAUGAACUAGGGCUCCACCCACGCCAGGUUGCUAUAUGGUUCCAGAACAGAAGAGCCAGAUCCAAGUCUAAGCUGAUUGAGCAAGAAUACAACCUUCUAAAAAGAAGUUACGACAAUCUCGCUUCUAAGUUCGACUCCUUGAAGAAUGAGAAUCAGAGUUUACUCAUCCAGCUGCAGAAACUAAGAAAUCUGAUGGGAAAGCCGCAAGAUCCUGGAAAAUGCAGUGACGAAGAAUGUGACAACAUGGACACCCACAGUGACGCAGAAGAGGAAACUAACCGUCUUUUGGAUUGUAACCAACCUAAAAACAGAGGGCCUUUACGUGAUGAUAGUAGUGAAAACCUAGAGUACGUUACUGAAGAAGCCAAUAUUCUGAAGAUGGCUGAAAUAGUACCCGAUGGAUCCUUCAUAUCAACUGGAAACUGGUGCAGUUUUGAGUUGAACUUUGAGUCCGGUGGUGUUUUGGACCACCCGAGUUGUAGUUCAGAGUGGUGGGAAAUUUAGAUCAGUUUAUAUCAACAGCUUCAUCAUACCCAUAGAGUGAGCCAGAGUGACAUUGAGAUUAAGAAUGCAGGAAUGUAGUCGUGGCCACUGGCUAAUCACUAGAGCAUGAGUCCAUCCCCAUACUCCUAUGGUGCCUCCAAUUAGGUCAAGAGGAUUAAGAACUAAAAGAAGUAAGCAGAUGAGGUAAAAUCCUAGCUACAUGUAUUCAAGGGAUGUGAAGGACCUACAUAUUUUGCAUGUGAUGCAUGCAGCAGGUGUCUAUUUGUUUAUAUACUUGUCUGUGUGCAUGAGAGAGAGUAUGUCAUAAUGUACUUAUUGAAGUUCAAAACAGCGAGAACAAAAUUUGUAAGCAGAUGAGGUAAAAUCAGAGUUACAUGUAUUCAAGGGAUGUGAAGGACCUACAUAUUUUGCA
This is a messenger RNA of Rhododendron vialii, 1256 nucleotides long. RefSeq names its product homeobox-leucine zipper protein ATHB-12-like. Gene Ontology annotation, cellular component: nucleus. Gene Ontology annotation, biological process: positive regulation of DNA-templated transcription. The record is from RefSeq and is a predicted model, not a curated record. Gene Ontology annotation, molecular function: sequence-specific DNA binding; DNA-binding transcription factor activity, RNA polymerase II-specific. The transcript is spliced from 2 exons. Lineage: Eukaryota; Viridiplantae; Streptophyta; Magnoliopsida; Ericales; Ericaceae. Bases 98 to 844 code for a protein of 248 amino acids.